GCCCGACUAAUGAGGAAAUAUUGCUCAAUCCACGGCACGCGAAGAUCUAAGCAUGUACGCAGGUGAGACAAACGGACGUCAGCCACGACGUGAUCAGCGAGUCCGUGUGGGCAUCAUCGGCUUCUCGGCGGGUUUCUUCCUCCAUGUGAUCGCCAUGAUGACGCCCUACUGGGUGGUGCUCGACCACUCCAACUACAACGGCUUGUGGUAUGGGUGCAAACUGUUUAGUUUUGAGCAGGACUGUAGAUACAUCCCGACCCGGAAUAAUUCUGCUGAGGAGUCAAUGUCGUUGUUGGCGCUAGCAUGUUGUAUUUUCACUUUGAUUGGUAUUGCGCACCACUCUUGGAAACGAAACCGAAAGUCCCUCCUUGUGUUGACUGGAUUCAUACUAUUAUCUGGGGUGUUUGCCCUACUCACGGUCAUCCUGUUUGGAGUCAAGCAUCCACAAUAUCUGAGUUGGUCGUUCAAACUGGAUUGUGCCUCGGCAGCCAUUUUGCUGCUUUCUGCGGGAAUCUGUCUGUCCGGUAUUGGACAGGACCAGUAUGAGAUGCUCUCAUAGAAACCGAUUUAAUAACGAUUUGUGGACAGAAGCGAUUUAUCGCCAGGGAAGUGAUCUGUGCAUUCGCUAUGAAGCGAUUUAUUGAUCCACAUAAAAUAUGUGUGUGCGUGAAUGUACCUACAUGUGCCUGUGUAUAUUUGUGUGCGUGUAUGUAUGUGCGCGAGUGUGCGUGCGUAUAAUACCAACAUCUUCCUUCUCUUCAUUAACAUGAUCAUCACGACCAUCAUCAUCAUCCACAUUUAAAUCAUAAAUCAAUAAUUAAUCGGUAUUAUAAGGCAGACAGUUUUCGCCCUGGCUGUGAUAUAUCGGGGAAUUCGCACACCGAGGUCGGUACACUAAAUGACUUCCUUUCCUAAUUAGUCCGCCCAGUUUAUGAAAUGUCCCACCCCAAAUUUCAACAACAUUUAUUCAUUUAACUUUCAUGAAGAUACUUCCCACAUGUCUGUCUCGCUUUUCAUCCAUCCGUCCGUUCGUCCGUUCGUCAAUCUAUCUGUAUUUUACUGUAUGUCUGUCUGACUAUCUAUCCAUAUAUCGGUUUAGCUCUGUCAAGCUACCUACACCUCUAUCAAUAUAAAGAGAGACACACACACACACACACACACACACACACAGGCGCGCGUGCACACACACAGACACACACACAGGCGCGCGUGCACACACACACACACA
Molecule: messenger RNA, 1228 nt
Organism: Gigantopelta aegis
Lineage: Eukaryota; Metazoa; Mollusca; Gastropoda; Neomphalida; Peltospiridae
Exons: 4
Coding region: 53-559 (168 amino acids)
Cellular component (GO): membrane
Source: RefSeq, a predicted model, not a curated record